Messenger RNA from Chara braunii, 2945 nucleotides. The record is from the annotation of a GenBank genome assembly. NCBI's taxonomy places the organism in Eukaryota, Viridiplantae, Streptophyta, Charophyceae, Charales, Characeae.
GGGGCCUCGCUCCACUACUUAGCGCGUGCACAAAAGACAAAAAUUAUGGCGUGUAUCUUUCGAUUUUCUGUCGCAGGAUUCAUUCUCAUUUUGGACAUUUGGUGAGUCGCGGAACCAGAGUCCUGGUCGCACCGUGAAAGUGAAAGAAGGCGCACUCCAUCGGCUGCUGCGCUCGGCCCGCGCUGUGCUCCGCCCGCGCUGUGCUCAACCGCCGGCCGGUGAGAGCGAGCGCAGGAGGUCGGCCCGGGGGAAGGUCGGGCGCGGCGUUCGGUCGGGACGGAGUGCUGCGAUGUGUGGUGACGUGGCAAUGCAAUAAGCAGUUGAACAGUCGAGUCGAAGAAAUGCCACGUGGCAGUCUGGGGAGAGGGAGUUGGGCAUGUACGGUCAUCUUAUGAGAGGUGGGGAAGGGUGUUGAGAGGAUAUGAGGAGAGGACGGAACAUGGUGGGGCGAGCGAUGAGGGAGAACGAAGCAUAAAGUAAAUAACAUCUUCAUCAUUAAUUAACAAGGUGGGGCACGAUUGACUAAAGCGGGGUGUUUCAUCAGAUUGGCUAUCAGAGGGGUCUGCGAUGGGUCGCAGAUCGUCAUCAGGGGGAUCAUGGGGUGGCUACUUGCAUGCUGCGUACUACAUCCGCCGACCGAAGAAAUUUGCACUCAUCUGCGGGCUGUUCAUUGUGGCAAUGCUGAUUCUGAUGGAUCGACACAGCGCAGCUCGAGAGCUUAAGCUGCUAGAAGAAAAGCUCAAUAGGUUGAAGGCGGAUCGUAAGACGCUGGAAGAUAAGAUCAACCAAAUUGUGAAGACCAAUGAUAUUCAUGGGCCCGGUGGAACAGAUGGCGGCGAUCUGGACACGGAGAAAAAUGAAGAAGUGGUUGCUGUGGGGAAGGAGGGUCAGCCAGGUGGGAAAGAGACCGGUGUGCAAGGUGAUGACGGUAUCUCGGGACGGGAUUCUAAUUCCAAGAGAAAUCGGAAAGUUGGACCACUGGAGACCGAAGCAGUCUUGAGGGGCCACACGCAGAGCGAAGAGGAGCUGGAGAAUGAAAGGAGACGAGAGGCUGUGAAGGACGCUUUUCUGCAUGCAUGGAAGGGCUACGAAGAUUACGCGUGGGGGAUGGAUGAACUACAAUUAGAUGCAUCCAUGUUUGGUCGUGAUUGCAUCGCGAUACAUCUCGUACGGAAGUGCGAGUACACUCUCCGUCCGAUGGUGUUGGGAGGCUUGUUGAGUGCUUAUGACUUGUCAGGAGAUAAGCGCUUGCUCUUGAAGGCGAAGGAGCUGGCAGAUCGACUUCUGCCUGCUUGGCAAAGCCCCUCUGGCAUUCCCUACACAACUUUGAAUCUUGCAUCUGGUCGCACAUCGAAUGCGGGAUGGAGUGGGUACUCGAGCAUUUUGGCGGAUCUUGGUACAGAGACGCUGGAGUUUGUCGGGCUAUCGCAGCGUACCUUGGAGCCAAAGUACAAAGAAACGGUUGAAAAGACAAUAACGUAUAUCAGGGACCAUAUUUUCCCAGAUAACGGACUUGUCCCGAUUUACAUUAAUCCAGAGAGCGGAACUGCGGUUCACUCGAAGAUCACAUUUGGUGCUAUGGGGGACAGUUUUUAUGAGUACCUGUUGAAGGCAUGGAUACAGGGAGGCAAGACAGAAGAAGUUCAGUUUUAUUGGGACAUGUGGAAAAAGUCCAUGAAGGGCUUGAAGACCCUGGUACGGACGUCGAGCCCUUCGGGGUACGUUUAUCUGGCUGAGAGGGCUAAUGAUAACCUUAUUCCGAAGAUGGAUCAUCUAGCCUGCUUUGCGGCAGGAAUGUUGGCCCUAGGAGCUGAUGGACCUGAUCAAGAGGAAUACAUCAAGCUUGCUGAAGAGCUCGCAAGGACGUGCUAUGGAUUUUAUGAGAAAACGCCAUCGACACUAAGCGGGGAGAACUACAACUUCAUAGAUGGAAGGGAUUUCAUGGUGGGAACCCCGUAUAACAUUCUUCGGCCCGAAACGGUUGAAUCGUUGAUGAUUCUGUAUCGGGUCACGAAGAAGCCUAUAUACAGAGAUUGGGGCUGGAACAUCUUUCAGAGCUUUGAGAAGAAAUGCAAGGCCGAAGUCGGAUACGCUGGGUUGAGAGAUGUGACGAUAGACCCGCCAGAGAAGGAUGACACUAUGCAGAGCUUCUUCUUGGCGGAGACACUGAAGUACUUGUACCUGCUGUUUUCUGAACCCACAGUCAUCCCACUGGAUCAGUGGGUGUUCAACACAGAAGCACACCCCUUGAGAAUCAUUCCGAGGUUAGGAGGGCCUACACGGACAGGUACAACAACAUGACAACCUAACGAUUCCCUUCUUAGAUAGUUUCCUUUCUGUUGUCCAGCUUGCGGAUUGAGAAUCAUUCCGAGGUUAGGAGAAUAUCAUUGUGGGAUGGACAGGGCAUCGACCACCAACGGACCGAUGAUCUUGCCGAUUGCAGAUGGUAAUCCUCCGAAAGCCAAGUUUCGUUGUGUACAAGGCGGCGAUUUUCAAGGGGUGGGAAAGAGGGAGGGAAGCAAUGGAGAGAGAGAGAGGAGGGCGGCGAGGGAGGAGAUAAGGGGAGGAGAGGACCUGAUCGAAGCACUUGUUACUGGCAGUGGAUGGGGAUAAGAAGAGUUCCCUAAGGUCCCCGUUGAUGCAAUUUGUCGAGGAGCAGUUAGGGUGCCGUGGAUGGAAGGGCCUGGGUUGGUGAAUGCGGGGGUAUUAGCCUCUACUUGCCCAAGGGUUGGGGAGUGUACCGAAGGUUUUUAACUUUUUUCAAGUUUUUUAAUGUUUUUAUCUAUUGUGAAAUUCGGCUUGUCUUUUUUUCCCCUGUUUGGGGUGUACACCGAUGGUUUUAUUACUGUUUUAAAUUUAAAUCUAUUUGUGUCAUUUCUUUGUUCUCUUUGUUUUCCGUGUUUGAGAAGUGUUUGUUCGGUUGGUAGGUAAGACAAUUCUCCAUC